This is a messenger RNA of Phragmites australis (common reed), 1878 nucleotides long. RefSeq names its product probable arabinosyltransferase ARAD1. Gene Ontology annotation, molecular function: glycosyltransferase activity. The transcript has 2 exons. Lineage: Eukaryota; Viridiplantae; Streptophyta; Magnoliopsida; Poales; Poaceae. The record is from RefSeq and is a predicted model, not a curated record. The coding region runs from base 95 to 1537 and encodes 480 amino acids.
AAUUACUGCCUUUGCCCUCGUCCUUCCUCUUCCCUUCCCUUUGUAGCGACUCCACUCCAGAUCGAUCCGCCAUGUUCCUUCCUUCAAUCCAGCGAUGACCCGCGGCCGCACCCUCCUCCUGCCUCUCGCCGCAGCCACUGUCCUCGUCGCCUCCACCAUCUUCCUCUACGCCGCCGUCGGCGCGCGCUGGCGCCCCGCAGACACCAGCCUCCCGGUCCCCGCCGACACCGCCACCCCUACCUCCUUCUCGACGGCCGUCCCCGUGACCGUGAGUUCGUCCUCCAACUCCAGCGGCGGCAAAGAUCUCUCCUUUCUUGACGAGAACGGCCGCCCCGACGACCCCGGCUCCGGCUCCACCUCGGCUGACCGGAGAUGCGACCCGCGCGACGCCGCCCUCAGGGUGUUCAUGUACGACAUGCCGCCCGAAUUCCACUUCGGCCUCCUCGGCUGGUCGCCGCCCCAGUCCGCCGGGGGCGUCGUUUGGCCGGACAUCAGGAACGGCGCCGAAUUGCCGCGCUACCCCGGCGGACUCAACCAGCAGCACAGCGUCGAGUACUGGCUCACGCUGGAUCUCCUGUCCUCUUCCUCGGCUCCCUGCGGCGCCGCCGUGCGGGUCGCCGACUCCCGCGACGCCGACCUGGUCUUCGUCCCCUUCUUCGCCUCCCUCAGCUACAACCGCCACUCCAGGGCCGUGCCGCCGGAUAAGGUCAGCCGGGACAAGGCCCUACAGGAAAAGCUGGUGAGGUAUCUGACGGCGCAGCCGGAGUGGAAGAGGUCUGGUGGCGCAGACCACGUGAUCGUCGCGCACCACCCCAACAGCUUGCUGCAUGCCCGAGCAGCUCUGUUCCCGGCGGUGUUUGUGCUCUCUGACUUCGGGAGGUACCACCCCAGGGUGGCCAGCUUGGAGAAGGAUGUCAUCGCGCCCUACAAGCACAUGGCAAAGACUUUCAUGAAUGACUCGGCUGAGUUUAAUGACCGGCCAACCAUGUUAUACUUCCGUGGAGCCAUUUACAGGAAAGAGGGAGGGAGCAUUCGGCAGGAGCUAUAUUAUAUGCUCAAAGACGAAAAGGAUGUUUAUUUUUCCUUCGGAAGCGUCCAGGACCAUGGGGCCAGCAAAGCCAGCCAGGGAAUGCACUCAUCAAAGUUUUGCCUAAACAUUGCUGGGGACACCCCUUCUUCCAAUCGCUUGUUUGACGCGAUAGUAAGCCACUGUGUCCCUGUUAUCAUCAGUGACGACAUUGAGCUACCUUACGAGGAUGUAUUAGAUUAUUCGAUGUUCUCCAUCUUUGUUCGUUCAUCUGAUGCUGUUAAGAAGGGUUACUUGAUGAGACUGAUUAGUGGCAUAAGCAAGCAACAAUGGACAAGGAUGUGGAAGAGGCUCAAAGAGGUGGAUAAACACUUCGAAUAUCAGUAUCCAUCCCAGAAAGAUGAUGCAGUCCAGAUGACCUGGCAAUCAUUGGCUAGAAGAGUGCCAGCAAUCCGGCUGAAGGUGCAUAGAUCUAGUAGAUUUUCAAGAUCUGACAGAGGAGGAAAAUAAACAAAUAGGGGUGUAUCUGUUGGCUAAUCUAAAACAACAUUUCACUGACACAGCCUCUCAGUUCUUCUCAGUUGCACAAAAACAGAUAGAUUGGAACAAAGGAAUGAUGUUAGACUAUAAGCUAACAGCAUUCAGGCUGUCUAUUAGUUAUUUAGUUAUUCCAUACAAAAGCGGUAUAACUUGUGAGUUGUUGCUCCAGUUGAAGGUGUAUCCUAGCAAGGCAAAGGCUUAUUAUUUUUGUAACAUAUGUUCAACAUAAUUAUGAAAAGGGGACGUAGGUUUGCUGUUCUGAACAUUGUGGGAUCAAACAACAUUUUUAUGUCACGCAGCACAUUUUAAUU